AUGGAGUCACAUGAUGAAGCGCCAUACUUUUGCAUGGCGGAUACAAGAUGUCGUCUCUGCCAGUUCGAGUUGGAAGAAGGCGACUUGGUCAUCGCACACAUUGGGGGUCAACGAUUUUCGAUGGAGUUUAACCUCCGUAUGGCCGACACUAUACACGACAGUUAUGAAUGGAUCAAUUUGCACACUUGUGCCAGUCCUCGAUGCAUGGCAGAGGGUCGCCGCAUACCUUUCUUUCACAACGACUGUUUUUGCUUCAGGCUCUACGACAUCUCGGAUGCGCUGGUCGCUGCUGGAGACUACGCUUUCGAUCCUCCUGCAUACGAGAGGAACAGGCGUUCUCAUCGCAUUAAGCGCCUUCUGGCUCCAAAGUUGAGGGACGAACUUCAAAUUAGACUUCCGGCUGAGACAUUGAUGGCCAUAGCUGGACUUCUUGUCCGUGAAUGUGCUGUCAUCACGGCAGAAGAACAGUCGCUUGGGGUCAAUGUCUUUGAUAUGACCGUUGACCUUACACAAGAUGUGUACAUUAGUUACACUACUGUCGAUGGCGUACGCUAUGUGAAGAGUAUUGGCAACACGUUGUCAAAGUUUUGUAACGAAGAUCACCCUGAAUUACUCAGCAAGCCGGGAGAACCUGUCGGUAAGAUAUGGAUCGCUGAAGAUUAUCGUGGGAUCCGCUCUGUAAAGUUCUGUCCCGCAGAUGCCUCAUUAGCAGGACCUACACCAAUCGUGAAGUCGUGGUGGAGACACAUCUCUACUCCGUGUAAUGUUAAAAACAUCACAAUUAAAUCUGACGGUCUCAAACUGAGAGACAUUCUUGUUUGUAAUGAGACGAUACCAGAUGACACCAGCAAUUAUGUUGGUUGGGCGAACCCUGAACAUCCAAACGAUGUCAUUGAUAUCACAACGUUCGAUCGAGUCAAUAGCUUUCUCGAGAGACUUCGGAUGACGUUCUUCAAUUGCAAUGCCAAUGGUAUAACCGGAUACACGGCAGUGACUGGCGGAAGUUCCGUUGCAAUGAUUCAUGCUCAUGAGAAUGAUAGUACUCGCUUUUAUACAGAUAUGGACGCUGCUUAUCCGCGCGGCUUCUUUAUCCAUAUGCCACUUGACGAUGGAGAAUUCGUGACUGAGAUAUGUCGAAGAUAUGCACUAGCAGCGGGAAAUAGGAUUUCGGCCUGUCUCGUGUUCAUUACGAAUAAAGGUAGAAGCACACUCUUUGGAACAAGCGGCCCACCGGAAUCGUGCCUCGUGCUCGAUAAGAUUCUAACGCCUGCACCGAAUGGAACGCAGGUCUGGUUCAACGAUUCAACAUCGGGGCACCCGAAGUCGCUCAGAUAUCUUGCAUUUGAUGGACUUAUGCCACCCGUCCAGCGUCCUUUCCCCCCUUCACUUAUACCAAACCCUCCGUACUUCUGGACCCAGAACACCGAGUCAUGGUUUGUAUCAUCAUGCAGUAUGGAAGGAAUUGUGUAUAUGACUCUCUGCAGAGAUACAUCAUUUGAUCAUCGACCAAUCACCGGAAUUUUGCUAGAAUAUGAAAAUGGUCACCGGGAAUGCCUGGGCCAAUUCCGCUUUGAUAAGGCCCUCAAAAAGGUGCGAGUAGAGCAUACAACGGACCUGUAUAUUGGUAGCUUGAGGACCACAUGUUCAUACCUCUAUAUUGCAGACAUUGCCACCUCUCCACUACACGAUGACGGAGGCCUGGCUUGGAUGCGAGUUUCUCGACAUGGUACACUUGAAUGGUGGUCGUCUUUUCGUCAUUCCAUAGUGCGCUACACAUCUACUACAGGACAGUUCACCAACUUGGAAACAUGA
Fusarium odoratissimum NRRL 54006 is the source of this 1812-nucleotide messenger RNA. RefSeq lists its product as uncharacterized. Lineage: Eukaryota; Fungi; Ascomycota; Sordariomycetes; Hypocreales; Nectriaceae. The record is from RefSeq and is a predicted model, not a curated record. Bases 1 to 1812 code for a protein of 603 amino acids. The transcript is spliced from 4 exons.